Messenger RNA from Penicillium arizonense, 1275 nucleotides. Its product is annotated as hydroxyacid-oxoacid transhydrogenase. The coding region runs from base 1 to 1275 and encodes 424 amino acids. The transcript is spliced from 3 exons. The record is from RefSeq and is a predicted model, not a curated record. Lineage: Eukaryota; Fungi; Ascomycota; Eurotiomycetes; Eurotiales; Aspergillaceae. Gene Ontology annotation, molecular function: metal ion binding; alcohol dehydrogenase (NAD+) activity. Gene Ontology annotation, cellular component: mitochondrion.
AUGGCGGCAUCGAGUAUCCGCUUCGGGCCUGGCGCGACGAAGGAGGUUGGCAUGGAUUUUGCGAAUAUGGGUGCGAAGCGCGUUUGCAUUGUUACUGAUUCGAAUGUGGCGAAGCUUGAUGCUAUGAAGCAGGCUAUUGAGGGGUUGACCAAGGAGGGUAUAGAGUUCACGGUCUUUGACAAGGUCCGCAUUGAGCCGAAGGAUAGUUCCGUGAAAGAGGCUAUUGCUUUUGUCAAGCCCUAUAAGCCUGAUGCUUUCUUAGCUGUUGGUGGUGGCUCUGUCAUUGACACGGCCAAAUUGAUGAACUUGUAUAACGCCUACCCCGAAGCCGACUUCCUCGACUUUGUUAAUGCACCCUUGGGCAAGGGCCUCCCCGUUGAUAAGCCACUGCUCCCACUCGUCGCCGUGCCCACAACAGCAGGAACAGGCUCAGAAACAACCGGCACUGCCAUCUUCGACCUGGUCUCCAAAAAGGCCAAGACUGGUAUUGCCCACCGCAACCUGAAGCCCACAUUGGGAAUCUGUGACCCUCUGAACACCCGCACCAUGCCCUCAGCUGUGCAUGCCUCGUCCGGACUUGACGUGCUCUGCCACUCACUCGAGUCCUGGACUGCCAUCCCAUACAACGAGCGCACGCCCCGUCCCACGAACCCAAUCAACCGCCCGGCCUACCAAGGCGCAAACCCUAUCUCUGAUAUCUUCUCCCUGCAAGCGCUACGGAGUACAGCCCAGUUCCUCCCACGUGCAGUGCGCGAUCCCGAUGACCACGAAGCGCAGUCAAACAUGCUGCUCGCUGCUACAUUGGCCGGUGUGGGAUUCGGCAACGCAGGAGUCCAUCUAUGCCACGGUCUCUCAUACGGAAUCAGCUCACAGAACCCCGGAUACAAGCACGCCGGAUAUGAUGUGGACCACCCAAUCAUCCCACACGGCGUUUCCGUUGCCGUUACCGCCCCCGCAGUCUUCCGCUUUACCGCUGCGUCAAAUCCUGACCGUCAUCUUGCCGCCGCUGAAGCAUUCGGCGUUGAUAUCUCGAAUGUAAAGCGCGAGAGUGCCGGUGAGGUCCUUGGAAACGCCAUUGCAGAGUUCCUUGUCAAGCUUGGUGAUCAGCCUCGUGGACUGAAGGAUCUGGGCUAUAAGGCUUCAGAUAUUGAUGGCCUGGUUGAAGGGACAUUGCCUCAAAAGCGGGUUCUGAUGUUGGCGCCUAAUCUCAGUGAAGAGCUACAGGCUGAGAAGGGUGAAUUGAGGAAGUUACUUGAGGAGUCUAUGGACUAUUAG